Eucalyptus grandis is the source of this 2224-nucleotide messenger RNA. Its product is annotated as putative glucuronosyltransferase PGSIP8. NCBI's taxonomy places the organism in Eukaryota, Viridiplantae, Streptophyta, Magnoliopsida, Myrtales, Myrtaceae. Gene Ontology annotation, molecular function: glycosyltransferase activity. The record is from RefSeq and is a predicted model, not a curated record.
GAGGCAACUUUAAGCGGGGGCCAAGUUGCACUCUCUCCCUCCUUUCUUUCGUAGAUUUUAUUUAUGAACUCCGAAAGGAGAAGUUCGCAGAUAAAGAAAGGCCCUUCCUUUUUUUCGUGCGUGCGUUCUCCGCCUUUUUAAGUCUCCCCCUGCUCCCUCCCCUGCUGCGAGCCCCCAAGCUCUGUUCCCACCUCGGAAAACCUCUGUUUCUCUCCGCCUCUCUCUCGAGCGUUCACCCAUUCUCCCCUGGAAGCUUGAGACAGGGGACGGGAGGAGCCGCCGAGAGCUGGCGAGAGGUGGAGAAGAUACAUCUCGGCCUUCCGCACGCGCUUCCAGACGCCUCGGCGGCGCGUGUUCCGCGGGCUUCGCUCGUCUUCGUACGAGCGCGAGGCCGGGGAUAAGGCAGCUUUCGGAAACAGGGCGAGGUAACGGUCGAUUGAUGAUGGGUCGGGAAGCGAGGCCGCGGAGGAACGGUGGUGGUGGCGGCGGGCUCCUGCUGUUAUUGCUGUUGGCGGCGGCCGCGGCGGCGACGGCACAGACCGCGGCGACGGCGGGGCGCGGCGGCGAGGCCGCGAGCCGCCGGCGGAACGCCUACGCGACGAUGAUGUACAUGGGGACGCCGAGGGACUACGAGUUCUACGUGGCGACGCGGGUCCUCGUCAGAUCGCUCGCGCGGCUCGAGGUCGAAGCCGAUUUCGUCGUCAUUGCCUCCGUCGACGUGCCCGCCCGCUGGGUCCGAGCUCUGGAAGAGGAAGAUGGUGCAAAGGUGGUAAGCGUGAAUAACCUCAAUAAUCCGUACAAGGAUCAGCCUCAUUUCGAUCGCAGAUUCAAGUUGUCCCUGAACAAGCUCUAUGCGUGGAACUUGGUAGACUAUGAGAGGGUCGUCAUGCUCGACGUGGACAACCUCUUCCUUCGAAAGGCUGACGAAUUGUUCCAAUGUGGCCAGUUCUGUGCCGUGUUCAUCAAUCCUUGCAUCUUCCACACUGGCCUCUUCGUGUUGCAGCCGUCAGCUGGGGUGUUCAAGGACAUGCUUUAUCAGUUGGAAGUUGGUAAAGCGAAUCCAGACGGUGCAGAUCAGGGUUUUAUCGGUGGCUACUUCCCUGAUUUGCUCGAUCAGCCCUUGUUUCAUCCACCUGCGAAUGGCACCAAGCUCGAUGGAAAAUAUAGGCUUCCUUUGGGUUACCAAAUGGAUGCUUCCUACUACUAUCUUAGACUUCGGUGGAACAUCCCCUGCGGUCCAAACAGUGUGAUCACUUUCCCAGGUGCACCGUGGUUGAAGCCAUGGUACUGGUGGUCGUGGCCUGUCCUUCCUUUAGGAAUAUCUUGGCACGAGCAGCGGCGUAAUACUCUUGGGUACAGCGCGGAAAUGCCUUCGCUGAUCCAAACUGUGUUUUACCUAGCUGUGAUUGCAAUGACUCGUUUGGCACGGCCAAACUUCUCCAAGCUGUGCUACAGGCGGACUGACAAGAACACCUCCUUAAUCCAGACAGCCCUUAAAUUGGUAGCCAUCUGGUCCAUCCUCGCAGCGUACACUGUCCCAUUCUUCCUCAUCCCUCACACGAUUCAUCCCUUGCUGGGUUGGAGCCUCUAUUGUCUCGGGUCUUUCUCUCUCUUAUCCAUCACGAUCAAUGCCUUUUUGCUUCCCACUCUAACGAUCCUGGUCCCAUGGUUCGGGAUCAUCGGGGCCCUCUUCGUCAUGGCGUUUCCUUGGUAUCGGGACGGUGUUGUGAGGGCGCUUGCCGUGUUCGGCUACGCAUUCUGCUGCGCGCCUCUGGUGUGGACAUCCUUGGUGAAGGUCACGACGAGCCUUCAGGUAUCGCUCGAGAGAGAGGGUUUCCUCCCGAGAUUGGGCGAGCAAUCCCCAUCCCAGGGGUUCAACAAACUGUACUGAAGGCGCACGUUUUGGACAAACACCUGAUGUUUAUAUAGGAUUGCAUCGAGAAGGGAAUUCCACGAGGAAAGAGCACGGGUUCGGAAGCUGCCGGUCGGAGCAGUGGAGAUCAAUGUGGGGGGAAGUUUGACAUUUUUUGUACUUCCUGCAUUCUGUACCAUAAUUUUUUUGAAAGAUUUAUUGAAACAGGAAAGGUUGCUUCUAUUGUGCUAAAUUUGUUGCAUUAUUAUUCUUCGGUGAACUGUUCCUAUGGGCAUCUAGUGAGGAUAGGGAUACAAUGCAUGGGAGAUUGAACUUGAAAUGACCAUUUAUUCUAGGAAAAUUUGUAACCAA